Molecule: messenger RNA, 5588 nt
Organism: Cavia porcellus (domestic guinea pig)
Lineage: Eukaryota; Metazoa; Chordata; Mammalia; Rodentia; Caviidae
Gene: Eif4g1
Product: eukaryotic translation initiation factor 4 gamma 1
Exons: 34
Coding region: 442-5151 (1569 amino acids)
Cellular component (GO): eukaryotic translation initiation factor 4F complex
Molecular function (GO): translation initiation factor activity; mRNA binding; protein binding
Source: RefSeq, a predicted model, not a curated record
CGGGCACUCGGCGCGGCUCCGCCCUCGGCGCCGGUCACGUGGGGGCGCCGGCUGCGCCUGCGGAGAAGCGGUGGCCGCCGAGCGGGAUCUGUGCGGGGAGCCGGAAAUGGUUGUGGACUACGUCUGUGCGGCUGCGUGGGGCUCGGCCGCGCGGACUGAAGGAGACUGAAGGCCCUCGGAUGCCCAGAACCUGUAGGCCGCACCGUGGACCUAUUCUUUACAGAGGGGGUGCUGGGGGGACCCUGAUGUGGCACCAAAUGAAAUGAACAAAGCUCCACAGCCCACAGGCCCCCCGCCCACCCCAUCCCCUGGACUCCCACAGCUUGGGUUUCGGCCCCACCCGGCCUUCCCCUCUUGCUGAACUCUGGUCUCCCCCUUCAGCCAGCGUUUCCCCCGGGGCAGACUGCACCGGUGGUGUUCAGUACGCCACAAGCGACACAAAUGAACACGCCUUCUCAGCCCCGCCAGGGAGGAUUCAGGUCUCUGCAGCACUUCUACCCUGGCCGGGCCCAGCCCCCCAGCAGUGCAGCCUCCCGAGUGCAGAGUGCAGCCCCUGCCCGUCCUGGCCCAGCUGCCCAUGUCUACCCUGCUGGAUCCCAAGUAAUGAUGAUCCCUUCCCAGAUCUCCUACUCAGCCUCCCAGGGGGCCUACUACAUCCCUGGACAGGGGCGUUCCACAUAUGUUGUCCCGACACAGCAGUACCCAGUGCAGCCAGGAGCCCCAAGCUUCUUUCCGGGUGCAAGCCCUACUGAGUUUGGGACAUACGCUGGCGCCUACUACCCAGCCCAAGGUGUGCAGCAGUUUCCUGCUGGCGUUGCCCCUGCCCCAGUUUUGAUGAAUCAGCCACCCCAGAUUGCUCCUAAGAGGGAACGAAAGCCGAUCCGAAUUCGAGAUCCAAACCAAGGAGGGAAAGAUAUCACGGAGGAGAUCAUGUCUGGGGCUCGAACUGCCUCCACACCCACACCUCCCCAGACGGGAGGCGGUCUGGAGCCUCAAGCUAAUGGGGAGACGCCCCAGGUUGCUGUCAUUGUCCGGCCAGAUGACCGGCCCCAGGGAGCACUCGCGGGCCGGCCAGGACUUCCUGGCCCAGAGCACAGCCCUUCAGAGUCCCAGCCCUCAUCACCCUCUCCAACCCCAUCACCGCCUCCAGUCUUGGAACCUGGAUCUGAGCCUAAUCUCGGAGUCCUCUCUCUUCCUGGGGACACUGUGUCAACGGGGAUGCUACAAAUGUCUGUAGAAGAAUCAACUCCCAUCUCCCAUGAAACUGAGGAGCCAUAUUGCCUCUCUCCAGAACCCACUCCUCUUGCCGAACCCAUACUGGAAGUAGAAGUGACACUUAGCAAACCGAUUCCAGAAUCUGAGUUCUCUUCCAGUCCGCUACAGAUUCCCAACCCCCUGGAAUCUCACAAGGUGGAAGUUCCCGAGGCUAAUGGCCUAGUGCCAUCUGAGGAGCUGGAACCAGAGGGGGAGUCAAGCCCAGAGCUUGCCCUUCCUCCGCCAGCGGCUUGCCCCACAGAUUCCUCUGAGCCUGUUGCUCCGACUGCUCAGCCUGAGGAACUGCUCAAUGGGGCCCCCUCACCGCCAGCUGUGGACUUGAGCCCAGUCAGUGAGCCCGAGGAGCAGGCUAAGGAGGUCCCUGCGCUUUUGGCUGCCCUGGCCACCGUUUCUUCCACUCCAUCUGGGACUCCCCCAGCUGCUUCCCCUCCUCAGGAGGAGGAGAUAGAGGAGGAAGAGGAGGAGGAGGAGGAGGAAGAAGGAAGAGAAGCUGAAGCUGAGAAUGAAAAGGGAGGGGAAGACCUGCUCUCCUCAGAGAGCACCCCCACCCCAGCUCACUCGUCCCCGAAUUUGGAGGCAGCAGCAGCCACCCAAGUGGCAGUAUCUGUGCCAAAGAGGAGACGGAAAAUUAAGGAGCUAAAUAAAAAGGAGGCUGUGGGAGACCUCCUUGAUGCCUUCAAAGAGGUGAACCCAGCAGUACCAGAGGUGGAGAAUCAACCUCCUGUGGGCAAUAAUCCAGGCCCAGAGUCAGAGGGCAGCAGUGUGCCCCCAAGGCCCGAGGAAACCGAGGAGACCUGGGACUCCAAGGAAGACAAAAUCCACAAUGCUGAGAACAUUCAGCCCGGGGAACAGAAGUACGACUACAAGUCAGAUCAGUGGAAGCCGCUAAACCUUGAGGAGAAAAAGCGUUACGACCGUGAGUUCCUGCUUGGCUUUCAGUUCAUCUUUGCCAGUAUGCAGAAGCCGGAGGGCUUGCCCCAUAUCACUGAUGUGGUGCUGGACAAGGCCAAUAAGACACCCCUGCGGCCACUGGAUCCCUCAAGACUGCCUGGCAUAAACUGUGGUCCCGACUUCACUCCUUCUUUUGCCAACCUUGGCCGACCAGCCCUUAGUCGUGGGCCCCCAAGGGGUGGGCCAGGUGGGGAGCUGCCCCGAGGGCCGCAGGCUGGCUUGGGACCUAGGCGUUCUCAGCAGGGCCCCCGAAAAGAACCACGCAAGAUCAUUGCCACAGUGUUAAUGACUGAAGAUAUAAAACUGAACAAAGCGGAGAAGGCCUGGAAACCCAGCAGCAAGCGGACAGCGGCCGAUAAGGAAAGGGGAGAGGAGGAUGCUGAUGGCACCAAAACACAGGACCUGUUCCGCAGGGUGCGAUCCAUCCUGAAUAAGCUCACGCCUCAGAUGUUCCAGCAGCUGAUGAAGCAAGUGACACAGCUGGCCAUCGACACUGAGGAACGCCUGAAAGGGGUCAUUGACCUCAUCUUUGAGAAGGCCAUUUCUGAGCCCAACUUCUCUGUGGCCUACGCCAACAUGUGCCGCUGCCUCAUGACGCUGAAAGUGCCCACUACAGAAAAGCCAACAGUGACUGUUAACUUCCGAAAACUGUUGUUGAAUCGAUGUCAGAAAGAGUUUGAAAAAGAUAAAGAUGAUGAUGAAGUUUUUGAAAAAAAGCAAAAAGAGAUGGAUGAAGCUGCUACGGCAGAGGAGCGGGGACGCCUAAAGGAGGAGUUAGAAGAGGCUCGGGACACUGCCCGACGGCGCUCCUUAGGGAACAUCAAGUUUAUUGGCGAGUUGUUUAAGCUCAAGAUGUUAACCGAGGCAAUUAUGCAUGACUGUGUGGUCAAACUACUUAAGAACCACGAUGAGGAGUCCUUGGAAUGCCUCUGUCGCCUGCUUACCACCAUUGGCAAAGACCUGGACUUUGCAAAAGCCAAGCCCCGAAUGGAUCAGUAUUUCAACCAGAUGGAAAAAAUCAUCAAAGAAAAGAAGACAUCAUCUCGCAUCCGCUUUAUGCUACAGGAUGUGCUGGAUCUACGACAGAGCAAUUGGGUGCCACGCCGUGGAGAUCAGGGCCCCAAAACCAUUGACCAGAUCCACAAGGAGGCCGAGAUGGAGGAGCAUCGGGAACAUAUCAAAGUGCAGCAGCUCAUGGCCAAGGGCAGUGACAAGCGUCGCGGUGGCCCCCCAGGCCCACCCAUUAGUCGUGGUCUUCCACUUGUGGAUGAUGGUGGCUGGAACACGGUCCCCAUCAGCAAAGGCAGCCGCCCCAUCGACACCUCACGACUCACUAAGAUCACAAAGCCUGGCUCCAUUGAUUCUAACAACCAGCUCUUUGCACCAGGAGGGCGACUGAGCUGGGGCAAGGGUAGCAGUGGGGGCUCAGGAGCCAAGCCCUCAGAUGCAGCAUCAGAAUCUGCUCGUCCAGCUACUAGUACCUUGAAUCGCUUCUCAGCCCUUCAACAAGCAGUACCUACAGAGAGCACAGAUAACAGACGUGUAGUGCAGAGGAGUAGCUUGAGCCGGGAACGAGGUGAGAAAGCUGGGGACCGGGGAGACCGAGUAGAGCGGAGUGAACGGGGUGGUGACCGCGGUGACCGAUCUGAUCGUGCACGGACACCUGCCACCAAGAGAAGCUUCAGCAAGGAAGUGGAGGAGCGGAGUAGAGAGCGGCCUUCCCAGCUUGAGGGACUGCGUAAGGCGGCAAGCCUCACCGAGGACCGGGACCGGGGCCGGGACACUGUGAAGCGGGAAGCCGCGCUCCCCCCAGUGAGCCCCCUGAAGGCUGCACUCUCCGAGGAAGAGCUGGAGAAGAAGUCCAAGGCCAUCAUCGAGGAGUAUCUCCAUCUCAAUGACAUGAAGGAAGCAGUGCAGUGUGUACAGGAGCUGGCCUCGCCCUCCCUGCUCUUCAUCUUUGUGCGGCACGGUGUCGAGUCCACGCUGGAACGCAGCACCAUCGCUCGAGAGCACAUGGGGAGGCUGCUGCAUAGGCUGCUGUGUUCCGGGCUCCUCUCCACUGCCCAGUACUACCGAGGGCUGUAUGAAAUCCUGGAAUUGGCUGAGGACAUGGAGAUUGAUGUCCCCCACGUGUGGCUUUACCUAGCAGAACUGGUCACACCCAUGCUGCAGGAAGGUGGAGUGCCCAUGGGCGAACUGUUCAGGGAGAUUACAAAACCUUUGAGACCCUUGGGCAAAGCUGCUUCCCUCUUGUUGGAGAUCCUGGGCCUCCUAUGCAAAAGCAUGGGUCCCAAGAAGGUGGGGAUGCUAUGGCGAGAGGCUGAGCUCAGCUGGAAGGAAUUUCUGCCCGAAGGCCAAGACGUUAAUGCAUUUGUUGCUAAACAGAAUGUGGAGUACACCCUGGGAGAGGAGUCAGAUGCCCCUGGGCAGAGGGCACUCCCUUUAGAGGAGCUGAGCAAGCAGCUGGAGAAGCUGCUGCAGGAGGGCAGCAGUAAUCAGCGGGUGUUUGACUGGAUAGAGGCCAAUCUGAGUGAGCAGCAGACAGCAUCCAACACAUUAGUUCGAGCCCUCAUGACAGCUGUCUGCUAUUCUGCAAUUAUCUUUGAGACCCCUCUCCGAGUGGAUGUUGCGGUGCUGAAAGCGCGAGCUCGACUGCUACAGAAAUACCUGUGUGAUGAACAGAAGGAGCUGCAAGCGCUCUAUGCCCUCCAGGCCCUUGUAGUGACACUAGAGCAACCCCCCAACUUGCUUCGGAUGUUCUUCGAUGCGCUGUAUGACGAGGACGUGGUGAAGGAGGAAGCAUUCUACAGUUGGGAGAGCAGCAAGGACCCCGCCGAGCAGCAGGGCAAGGGCGUGGCCCUGAAGUCGGUCACAGCCUUCUUCAACUGGCUCCGGGAGGCAGAGGAGGAAUCUGACCACAACUGAGGGCGGGUGGGGCUGGGGACUUGAGCCCCAUGGACGCGCUGAUGGCCCGGCCAGCCGCCUGGACUGCAGGGGCGGCAGCAGUGGCGGUGGCAGCAGGUGCCUGUAGUGCGAUGUGUCUGAGCUAAUAAAGUGGCUGAAGAGGCAGGAUGGCUUGGGGCUGCUGGGGCCCCCUCCAAGAUGCUGCCAGGUGUCCCUCUCUUUCCCCUGGGGGCACAGAGAUAUAUUAUAUAUAAAGUCUUGAAAUUUGGUGUGUCUUGAGGGGGGGCACUGCUGCCUGCCCCUGAGGUCCUUUUUUAUUUUCUGAAAAUCACUCUUGGGACUGCCGUCCUCGCUGCUGGGGGCAUAUAUGCCCCAGCCCCUGCACCACCCCUGCUGCUGCCUGGGCAGGGGGAAGGGGGGGCACGGUGCCUGUAAUUAUUAAACAUGAAUUCAAUUAA